Molecule: messenger RNA, 2723 nt
Organism: Halichondria panicea
Lineage: Eukaryota; Metazoa; Porifera; Demospongiae; Suberitida; Halichondriidae
Exons: 6
Coding region: 16-2520 (834 amino acids)
Molecular function (GO): protein binding; GTPase activator activity
Source: RefSeq, a predicted model, not a curated record
UCAGCCAUCUUUAGAAUGCUCUCUAAUGAAAACUGUCCAGUAACAGAAAUUGAUCUGGACCACACACAUGCAGUCAACCAGGGCCUAAUAACGGCAACCGAUUUUGAAACUCUAACAUUUCCUGGUAAAUGUAGCAAAUUGAAAAGGAUUUCAUUUCAAAACAACAAACCAAGCGGGGACACUCAUGUAGCUUGCUUGACAAUGGCUAUUAAAGCCAACAUUUUUGGUAAUCUUGAGAGGAUGCAACUAUCAAAUACCCUCCCUGACAAUGUUGAGGAGAAUGGAAGACUACUGACUGAACUCUUACCAUCCAUUGCCUCUCACUGUCCUAAUCUGAAUGACAUUGAUCUCUCUGAGAACAAUCUUGGUGUACCUGGAGCUAGUGCAAUAGGAGAGGCCUUUGUAAGACUUGCUACUAAUAGGAAGGAGUUAAAACUGAACUUAAGGAAGACUAGUCUCGACAGCAAAGCAGUGAAAGCAUUUUCUGAUAAUGUUUUGGCUUCUUUAGGGAAUAUGUCAAAUCCACUCUCUUGUGAAAUCAAUUUGCGUAUUGAUAACAACCCACUUGGACACAGCGGCUUGUCAGCCAUCUUUAGAAUGCUCUCUAAUGAAAACUAUCCAGUAACAAGACUUAAUCUGGACUACACACAUGCAGUCAACCAAGGCCUAAUAACGACAACCGAUUUUGAUGAAAUUGAAAAUCAAACAUUUCUUGGUCAAUGUAACAAAUUGAAAAGGCUAUCAUUUCGAAACAACAAACAAAGCGGGGACACUCAUGUAGCUUGCUUGACAAUGGCUAUUAAAUCCAACAUUUUCGGUAAUCUUGAGAGGAUGCAACUAUCAAAUACCCUCCCUGACAAUGUUGAGGAGAAUGGAAGACUACUGACUGAACUCUUACCAUCCAUUGCCUCUCACUGUCCUAAUCUGAAUGACCUUGAUCUCUCUGAGAACAAUCUUGGUGUACCUGGAGCUAGUGCAAUAGGAGAGGCCUUUGUAAGACUUGCUACUAAUAGGAAGGAGUUGGAGCUGAACUUAAGUAAGACUAAUCUCGACAGUGAAGCAGCAAAAACAUUAUCUGACAAAGUGUUGGUUUCUUUAGAAGAUGUUUCAAACCUUCUCUCCUGUGAAAUUAAUUUGAGUAUUGAUAACAAUCCACUUGGACACAGUGGUUUGUCAGCCAUCUUUAGAAUGCUCUCUAAUGAAAACUGUCCAGUAACAAGACUUCAUCUGGAAUCAACUAUUCACACUUCCAUUACUGACCUCAGUUUGAAUAAUUCUUUAGAAUCUCUUAACAGCACUACAGUAAGUCUCGGUCUUCGUCGAAAUUUGCUUCAUGGCAAGAACAUGUUCAUACUAGCUGAUUGUAUUCAGUGCUGCCUGUCACUGGAGAAGCUGGAUUGUGAUAAGUGUCGAAUUACUUCAAACGAUAUAUUUACAUUAUUGUCACACCUAAAAUUCCACGAUAUUCAACUAAAGUGUUUAAAACGGUGGGACCUUCAAGACAACAGCAUCGAUGAUGACGCAGUGAAUACUCUUAUUACGUAUUUGCCUUCAGUGUUUCCAUGCAUUGAGGAUAUUGAUCUAGAUGAUAAUCUCGUGAGUACAGAGACAGUGAAGAAACUUGAUGAGUUUUUGAAGGAGAGAAACACGACUGAAGAUGAGGAGUUUGAUUCCACUAGUUCUGAAUCAACAACACCUGAUGAUGCAAGUGACUCUCUGCCAGAGCACACUAGUACUGAUUCUAUUAGUGAGGAUACGGACUUUAAAGCUACUGAUGAAGAUCUGAAUGCACUAAAGGAGGAUAGGUCCCCUACAGCUAGUCAGGAUUCCACAGCUGCUACUGAUAUUUCCAAUUUAACCAGCCAAAAACAACAGCUACAAACAGACUCGUUAUCUUUUCCUUCGCAAGGUUUGCCUAUUGAAACAGUAAAGAGAGACGCUGAAGUCACUAACGAGCAGCUUGACACAACAGUAGAAGAAACACACCUCUCUGAAAUGUCGUCACAAUCUGACAGCAUCCAUAACGACUAUCUUAUGGAGCAAGGCCUCUCAUCUGGACAACAAUGUGACGUGAGGAGUCAUGCAUUCGUACCCGGCACUCAGGCUGCUGAUCAUGAUGUCAUGAACGCUCCUGAGGUGUCUCACACACUAAAAGAAGUACCUAAUAACAGCCUGACCAUUGAAGCACUAAAGAGGGAAACUAAUAUCACUGACGAGCAGCUUGACACAAGAGUAGAAGAAUUAGACCUUCCCAAAUUAUCUUCAUAUUUCGACAACACUAAUGACUAUGUUGAAAUGCUGGGGCUCUCACCUGGACAGCAAACUGAUGUCAUUGAAGAGAAGGCUAGAACAGCAUUGAAUCGAACACAUGCUGGAAUAAAGCUGGCUCUGAAAUAUUGGCUGAAUAGAGUUCUUUCAGAGGGUACCUUCAGAGCUCUGCUACUCAUUAUAAUCUCCCUGGACAAAGGAGACGUUGCUAUCAAGGUGGCACAGUAUUUAUCAGCCAAAGGUACUAUAUAGAUGUUAAAAAGUCAAUAGCUAUAUAUGGUGCAUGCAUGUGAACAUUAUUCAAUUAUAGCUAGUUGUAGAGUAGUUAUUAUUUCGUUUUUUGAGAGACAAAUACUUGUGUGUGGUAACUGAUAAUUUAGUUUUUCAUAGAUCAUUAACCUUUUAUUGUACAUAUACACAUAUCAGGCUGUUUGUUUCCUACAUCAAGAAUUCUG